This is a messenger RNA of Monomorium pharaonis (pharaoh ant), 3361 nucleotides long. RefSeq lists its product as uncharacterized. The transcript has 2 exons. Gene Ontology annotation, biological process: cell motility. NCBI's taxonomy places the organism in Eukaryota, Metazoa, Arthropoda, Insecta, Hymenoptera, Formicidae. Gene Ontology annotation, cellular component: motile cilium. Bases 828 to 1262 code for a protein of 144 amino acids. The record is from RefSeq and is a predicted model, not a curated record.
AUAUUUUAUUAAAUAAUAUAAUUGACAAAAUCACUGUUCUUAAUAUUAAUAGAUUCCUUUAUUCAUACUUUUGGCAAUUAAGUAAUCGUUAUUUUUUUAUUCAAUAAAUACUAAUCUAUUUAAAUUAAAGAUUCUUUAAGAUGGUUUAAGCCUUAAUUAUUUAUUUAUUUAUUUUGUCUAAACGACAUCUUUACUAUUGACGAAACAAUGAGGGAACUGUUCUGAAAUAGAAAUUAAACAGCUUCGUUCCAUAAAAAAACUUCUAAAUUUCAUCCAUCAGAAUAGAUUUCAAGAUUUCUUCUUAUGUGUUACUGUUUUUUUGUGUGUCAAUUUUGAAAGAUCCUAGAAGGACUAGAAAACAGGUCAGAAUGUACUGUAUACGUGUCAAACCCAAUUCAAAAGCUUUGACUCCGAUCAUUUUUCUUUCACGGUCUUUAAACCAAAUGCCCGAAUGUUUUCAUCAAAAAUAAAAUCAGCUGUCCACAAAUACCUUUUGUUACUACUCAAAUAAUAGUAUAUAAUGUAUAUAUCUGUCAUCGCAUAUCAAUACGUGUAAAUACAGAAAUAUUCAUCUUAUAAAAUCUUUUAUAAUGCGUAAUUCAUAGAUAUUAAAUAUUUUAUCUACUUAUCUACUACAUUCCACUUGAUGCUGCCACCUACUUACCUGAAGCGUGAUAUAUCUACAUACUUACUGCAUCGCGUUGCCGUAACGACCGCGGCUUGUUUGUACGUCGAUGUGAAUGUGAAUUCGAAUUCGCGGUCGCGUAAUCGCGCUAAUAAACAUUCGCGGUCGGCCGGUUAGUCAAACGCACGUUUUUACACUCCGUAUGUCAAACAAUCGGAUUGCCGUCGCAAUGAACGGUAGUAUGACGAAUUACGUAGUCGAAAAACAACUCGAAUCUGAUGAUUUACGCCCAGCAUCGCUCGAUAGACAUCCGGAGAGACACGGAAUAGAGAAACCUGCUAAUAGAACUCUGGCUGGUACCGUCGAGGAAAUUCUGCGACAAGUGCAACGUGAAUUGUGUUUGAUCCAGUUGUGUUGGCCGGAUGUCUCAAUGAUCACGGAGGAUCUCUAUGCGCGAGCACUUCCGGAUACCUAUCGUUGCGUCAGGAAUAAGGAGCGACUGCUGUUGUGGUACGCAGAAAACUUUCGUCGCCAGUUCCACGCAAAAUAUACGAAUCGCCGACCAUUGCUAUUGACUUGCAAGAACGAAUGUCAUGUGCAAGUGGGUAAAAUUCAAUCUACGUUAGAGCUACGUUAAUCCCUAAUUGAUACAUAUGAGCCCCUUGGUGCAAAUCUAAUAAGUGUGAUUAAGAAAUCCUCGUUUUUUAAAAAUCCUUUUAAUUAUAAUAUAAACUUAAUAAUUAUAUUCUCUGUUAAUUUGGCAGAAUUAUUUCCUUUUUUUCCAAAUCGUUACAGAAAUCUGACAAAUUGAAUAAAGAAAAAAAAGCAUAGCAAGUUGUGAAAAUUAGUUAUUAUAGAAAAGCAUGUCUUAUGUUCGAGUUUGUAGAAAUUUUCAACGUAAUUUAAUUUUUUGUGUUUACUUAUUACAGCUUAUGAAUGCAUAAGGUUGUCAUAAAUACGGCUGUUGGAAUAUAAAUACGGCCAGUGAAACGUAAAAUCAGCUGAUUUGCAAAGUCAGCUGUUACGAUCAGCUGAUCAUACUAUUGUGUGUGCAUAGGUUAAAUAUGAAAUUAUGUAGUAUUAAAAAAGUUGUUUGAAAUGUCGCUAAAAACUUUUAGAUUUGUAAUUCGUAUCAGAAUUUAGAAUAAAAUUCCGUGUAUAGUUUUUAUGCUAUUGUAUAUAAUACAAGAAACGAUUGAAGAAUUGGAACACACACACAUACACACAUAUUAUAUAUGCAUCAUUACCAACAACGUAUAAGAUUAGAAAAUUUCUGUCCUGAUAUUUAAUUUACAUUAGACAAGUUCUCGCUUUGAAGAAUUGGAUGGGAUAUUUAGAAAAAAAAUAAACACAAAAUUCAAUUAUGAGUUUUAUUUUUUGUAUCUUGUAUUAUUACUGUUUUUAAAUUUGUGUUUUGAUUUCGUACAAAAAUGUCGGACUUUUGAAAAAUUAAAACUUUAGAAAUAGACAUUAGAAACAAAAUCUUUCUCUAUUUUCCCUAUUUCGCUAGACACUAGAAUUAAAAUCUCUCUAUUCUCUCCAUUUUCUCUAAAUCGGAAUCAGUGAAAUCUGUUAUACUUAUAAUCAUAAUUAUAACUAUGUCUAUCACGUACUUCUUUUGAGAUUAUCACUAAUUAUGAUCAUUCGCUUUCAGUGAUUCCGAUUAAGAGAGAGAGAGUACUCUUAUCGAUCGGAAUCGGUGUAUUAUUAGAGGACAAUCCCUAUAUCAUUGAUCGAUUGAUACAGUUAUAAGUAUAACAAUGAAAUCACAUAAAAUGUCUUUUUUGUGGAUACACCGAUUUCGAUUUAGAGAGUUGAAUAAUUGCAAUUAAUAUUACAUUAAAAUAUAAAAAAACCAUUUAAUUAUAUUUUCACUAAAUUAAUGUUCUUAUCAAUUUUAAUUACUUUACACCUUAUUGAGGUAUAAGUGUACGACAAUAAAAUUGGGUCUAAUACACACUAAAUUUAAAUGGGAAAUCGAGGACUCACAAAUUGAAUUUGAUUCUAUCCGAGUUUAUUCGAGUUAUUCGGAUGAUAAACGUAAAAUCAAGAUAAAGUAAAGAGAUUUUGUGAUAAGUGCACGAUUUAUGGUUCAUCACAUCGCGUUGACAAGAUAUUUCGACAAAAGAUCUUUAUAUACAAUAAUUAUUUUGCAAAAACAAUGUUCUGCCAAUUUGAUCAGACAAUUCACUUUGUGAUGGUAGUUGCCAAUGCUACUAAUAAUAACUAAAUUUCUUAGUACAUUAUUUCCAUGUGACAAAAUUUUUUAUGAUAAAAAUACAAAAUAUUUGGAAAAACAUUGAAAUAAAAUAUGAAACUACGUACCUAAAAGAUUUAAAGUAAUACUUUUAAAAAUAUCAUUAAAAAUCAUCAUCUCUUUUAACACUUCACAUUUUAUAAGCAUUUUACGUCGUUGUGAUUACAUUUUGUACGUAUCUUUAUAACAGUUUUGUUUGUCAAUUAUACGAAAUAAUCGCGCAUAAAAAUACGCGAUAGAUUCGAUUUUUACAAUUGUCGCUACAUUUCUCCAUUUGUACAAUAUAAGUGUGCACAGUCUUAUGAGUGUAACAGUCUUAAGUCACAGCUCAACGGUACAAACUUUGGUUAAUGAAUUCUUACAUUUACUUCCUUAAACUAUAUUCUUACAAUUAUGAUGUAUUAUAAUAUAUAAAUGUUUUAUUACAUGACUUAAUUAAUACAGUAUCUAUCGUGUGUCCAGCGUUAGUAUUUUACAAA